GGUCGGGAGUUGCGCGGUGCUGGGCGGUGCUGCGCGGUGCGAUGGGCGUCUGGGGCUGGCCCUGGCCCCUCCCGUCCCGGCUGGCCCCGUGGGCUCCGGCCCGGCCCCCCUGGCUGCUCCUGGCGGCGCUGGGGGCGGUGGCGGUGGCCCUGGGGGCGCUGGGGGCCCUGGGGGCGGUGGGGUCGUCGAGGCUGGGCGGCCGGGGCUGGCGGGGCCGGCGGUCCCGGCGUUGCCGGCGGCAGGUGGGCGCGGUGUCGGAGCUGUGGAUCUACCCCAUCAAGUCCUGCAAGGGGGUGGCGGUGCCCGAGGCCCAGUGCACCGAGCUGGGGCUCCGGGCCGGACCCCUCCGGGACAGGUUCUGGCUCGUGGUCAAGGAAGAUGGGCACAUGGUCACAGCCCGACAGGAGCCUCGCCUAGUGCUGAUCUCCAUCACGUGUGAGAAUGACCACUUGGUCCUCCAUGCUCCAGGGAGGAAGGACCUAUCCCUGCCGACCAAACUGCCUGCAACCAACACCGUUCUCGACUGCAGGGUGUUUAGCUCAGACAUCCAGGGCAGGGACUGUGGACCCGAAGUAGCUCAGUGGAUCUCAGGCUACCUGGGCGAAGAUGGGUACCGGCUGGUACAGUUCGAGCCUCAUAUGCUGCCCAGGCGGUCUAAAGACGUUGUGGCCGAACUUGUCACCGAUUACCAGGUGGCCUAUCCAGACUGCAGCCCCAUCAAUGUCCUCUCUGAGGCAUCGUUGGCCGAUCUCAACAGCAGGCUUGAGAAGAGGGUGUCAGUGAGCAACUUCAGGCCCAGCAUUGUGGUGACAGGUUGCAGCGCCUUUGAGGAGGACUCCUGGGAUGAGCUCAUCAUUGGCAGCGUGGAAAUGAGCAAGGUCAUGUCCUGCCCCAGAUGUAUUUUAACUACUGUGGACCCAGACACUGGCAUCAUUAGCAGGAAGGAGCCACUGGAAACCUUGAAGAGCUACCGCCUGUGUGAUCCCUCUGAGAGGCACAUAUACAAGUCAUCCCCACUCUUUGGGGUGUAUUUUUCAGUGGAAAAAAUCGGAAGCCUGAAAGUCGGAGACCCUGUAUACGUGUUAGUGUAAGCAUUGGAAAAUGUAGUAUGGAAAGAGCCCUGGGAUAAAUCUGAUGAGAAAAACUUGCCCCCAGCUCACAGAACUAUGAAAUAGUAUUUGUGUAUUGUUUUGUUUUCCAAUUUCUGUGUCUUGCUUUUUCUUAGACCUCAGGAGGAGGAACUUUCCCGGAUUUUAUUUGAGGAGUGGCAAAAAUAGUUUCCAUUUCUGUUGUCUGCUGGCAUCUCCCAGCAUUUAGUACAGUGCUUGGCAUAUAAUAAUCAUUUAGCACAUAUCACAGUUAUUAUUGAUUGGAGUCCACUCCCCCUUAAGCCCACUUGUUUCACUUAUCCCCCUGAGGUUCGUGGUUUCUGUCCUUCCCUCCCAUAUCUCUCUCUGUCUCAUUCUCACUGCUAACUACAACCCCACUUACCCCAUCCCCAGCCCUUGCCUCUCUGCCUGUCCCUGCUCCACUUUCUUCCCCCUCCACACCAGCUUCUAUCUUAUUCUCUCCCUUUCCCCAGCCAGUCUUUUAGUAACCCCAGAACCUAUCUUUAGUGAGAUUUUCCUCAGAAGCAUGACACACACAGCGCCGGGCCCCAUGGCUCACUGCUUUAACUGAUGAAGUAAGGUCUGAGGCUGUAGUGGCUCAUAGUUAGGGAAAGCCAGGGCCAUGGACGAAUACUGACUAACGUUUUUUUAGCAUGGGCCCACUA
Molecule: messenger RNA, 1774 nt
Organism: Tachyglossus aculeatus (Australian echidna)
Lineage: Eukaryota; Metazoa; Chordata; Mammalia; Monotremata; Tachyglossidae
Product: mitochondrial amidoxime reducing component 2-like
Exons: 7
Coding region: 42-1091 (349 amino acids)
Biological process (GO): nitrate metabolic process
Cellular component (GO): mitochondrial inner membrane
Molecular function (GO): molybdopterin cofactor binding; nitrate reductase activity; pyridoxal phosphate binding
Source: RefSeq, a predicted model, not a curated record